AUUUUGACUUGACCGCCAUGUUUAUUUCUUUUCCGUCAUUCGCCGCGGUUUAACCACUUCACUGAAGUUUGCAGUGAAAUCUGUAUACAUUUUGAUUAGUACUAACAGCGGCGUUCGUUUUGAUAAUGGGCAAAAAAGUGAAAGAAUAUAAGUCUGGUGACUUCAUAUUUGCUAAAGUGAAGGGGUACCCAGCAUGGCCGGCCAGGGUACAAAGAUUAAAUGGGAAGAAAUACUUUGUGUAUUUCUAUGGCACAGGAGAAACAGCCAACCUGCCACCGAACAUGAUAUUCGACUACGCGGAGAACAAAGACAAGUUCCUCACCAAGACAGUGAAGCGUCGAGACUUCAACGACGGAGUCAAGCAGAUUGAACAUGACUUCGCUAACAACGUGCCGCUCGAGCAGGUCAUCGGGGCUCAACCUGAUGAAGCAGCAGAGGCUGCAAAUGACGCGGAGAAUGACACUGGUAAUGAUACAAUGGAUGACUCCGCCAUGGACGCUACUGCUGCUGAUGACACAGUUGCUGAUACUACGGCAAGCAACGCGACACAGAACGACACGGUCGUAGAGGACUCCGACGAGGCGGGCGCGCUCGUCAUUGACGAGGGGAAGAAACAACAACAGCAACAGAAAGCCAAGAAGUCCAAGCCGGAACCCGCAAAAGCCGCCAAGGACGCCCCGAAGACGCCAAAGACGCCCCGCGGCAAGAGGAAGGAGGAGAAAGGCGAGGAUGAACCUGAGGAGAAGGAGGAGCUCGUCAGCCGGAGUGGACGGAAGAUCAGACCUAAGAGAUACAUAGACGAGCAAACAGAAGAGAACACCACCUUGCCGUCCCCGGCGCCCAAGAAGCGGCGCGGCGCGUCGCCUGCGCAGGAGAAAGAAAAGGAAAAAGAGAAGGAGAAAGAAAAGACAGACGCUAAGGAAAAAGAGAAGUCGGUUGAGAAGAAUAUCAAACACUUCAAUAAUGUUUCGCAGUCGGAACUAGAGGAUCUGAAAGAGCCUUUCAAACCAGCAGACGCAGAGAAAGAAAACAUCCUGAUCGCCUACCUGCCCUCCGGGCAGUACGUGGGCGUGAAGCUGUUCCAGUCGCGGCCAACAACGUACCGCAACGAAGCGGCGCGGCUGCAGUGGGACAAGCGCGCUGCAAACAACGCUAUAACACUCAAACUGCAGCUUGAGAAGGGCCAGAUAACCCCUCAGUCGAUCGCGGCGCAGCUGGUGACGGACCUCAACCUCACUGACGAAGAGAAGGCCUCACUCGAUAAGGAGAGGGAGACUGAAGAAAAGAAGUCCCGCGUUCAGUUCCUCAAGACAGAGAUGAAGCUGAUCGAGCUGGACGCCAAGAUCAAGACCUGCCUGUGUCUGGAGAAGGCUGACACCGAGCUGUGCCUCAAGCUGCUUGACCAGCUCAUGGAGUUGGAGGUGAAGCCGCUGAUGCUGCUGAAGCACCCGGGCUGCCUGGAGAGCAUCAAGCGCAUGCGCGCGUACGUGGGCAACACGCCCUCGUGGGACCUCAGCGAGAGUGACGCGCUGACCUUCAGCAAGCAGGCGCACGCCAUCCGCCGCCGCGCUGACCUGCUCUACGCCAGGAUGAAGGAGCUGUUCCCGUCGCCGGCGGGGCUGUCGUUCUGGGAGUACUUCUCGGAGCGUGCGCUGCAGUUCAAGCGCGUCACGGCCGCGCUGUCGGCCGACGAGCUGCUGGAGAUGGUGGCGCCGCCGCUCGAGAUGUCGCUACCUACAUCGCACACAAUGAAAGCCGCCAUCGACGCGGCGAAUGAGGACCCCGCCCCGGAAGACGAUAAGGAGGAACCGACGCCCAAGAAGAAGAAUACCACAGCAAAAUCAAAGAAAGCGAACAACACGCCUGCCAAACCAGCAACAAAGCGACAGAACUCCAGAAGGCAAGAAGAAAAGGAAGCAGAGAAGAAACAAGAAGAACAAACGCAAGAGAAAGAGAAGACUGACGCAGAAGAGAACAAAGAUAACGCAGAAGUUAAUGACACAGAGAAGAUUACAGAAGAUACUGAACAAGAAAAGGAAGUCAAUGACAAUGGAAAAGAAAACGGUAAAGACGCAGAAGAUCCUAAAGAUAGUACAGAAAAAGAGAGUGACAAAGACAGUAAUGAGAAACAGAGUGAAGACAACGAAAGUAAUGACACUGACAAACCUAAAGAAAGCGGGAAAGGGGAAGAUACAAAUGAAAAAACUAAAGUCGACAAUGAUAAAGGGAAAGACACAGAGAAAUCAAAGAAAGAUAACGGUAAAGAAGACAAAUCUAAGAAAGAUAACGACAAAGGCAAAGAUAAAGAUAGUGAUAAGACUAAAAAUGACAGUGAUAAAAAGGAAAUUAGUGAUAAUGCUAAAGAAAGUGAGAAAGGGAAAGAAGCAGAGAAGGAGAAGGAAAAAGAAGAUGAGCCCAGAGCGAAGCGAGCGAGAGGAGAGAACAAGAAGACUGAAGCGCCGCCGCCGCGAUCUCCCGCCAAAAGGAAAUCUAAAGCUUAAGACGAUUUUAAGACAUAUUUUUAUACUUACCCUAGGUACUUCUGAUGGUCAGUGUGUCAGCAUGCCACAUAUCUUCAGCGCGAUCUAAUAUUAAAUUAAAGAAAGAAAGAAAGAAAGAAAGUAUUUAUUAUUAGAGGACGAAACAGAAAUUGAUGUUCCCACAACUAGUGUCUAUCUUGACAGAUAGAAAUCCUAUAAUUUGCUAUUCAAUAAAUUAUCAGCAGAGGUUGACAAGGCCACUUAUAAGCAAUUUUACAAUUUGAUAUUUGCGCGUACAAAAGUAUGUGCGUAAUGUCAAGAAAUAUCAAAUAGAAUAUUCAAAUACAUUGCUCUUUUUAGAUUUCUGAGGAGUUAAAAAGGCCUUGAAGCAAUUUAACUAUUAUAUAAGUGUUGCUUCCGACUAUUGCAAGAACUAUAGAUAAUACGCUAGUUUUCAACAAGUCAAAUCAGUUACUUUUUACUAAACGUCAAAAACACGAAAUUACUAUGGAAUUUGUUUGAAAUAGCACACUGCACUGUGACGUCAUAGAAAAGUGUGAUAAACAGACUUAUUAUUAAGUAUUUCUUAUAUAAAAUUAAUUAAUAAGUUCAAUAGAAAAAUGAAGUUUUUUUUUUCGUUACUUUUAGAUGUGUCUUUAUUUAGUAAUCGGAAUUUCAUAAUUUAUCUUGAAAGUAGUACACGACCCAAUUUAGGGUGAUAUUAAUAAACUAAUCUCAGCUUCGAGACUGCCCUCAAGAUCAUGUCAAUGUGACAGUUCUCAUAUAAAAACAGAGACUUGAGCAUGAUCUUGAGGGCAGUCUCAGCUGAGAUUCGUUUAUUAAUACCACCCUAAGUCAGUAUCGAUUGUUCUUGCAAUAAUCAAACGCAUAUAUCGAUAGUUCUUAGUCGACGUCGAUAAUCUUUAAUCACUAUCAAAAACUAUGAUUAUACUAUCGAUACGGGGUAUUGGCCUCGAUUCCUGCAGACACCUAAUUUUAAUUCAAGUUAUACCCGUCAUUUUCUUAUCCGCCGAAAAGGAAAGGGACGGAUGAUUGUCAACAAGUUAAUUUUAAAAGGAAUGAAUAACGCGUACGUAUAAAGUAGUCAUCUCCCUGGUAUGCAAUCUUUUUGACGUGCUUUCUACUUAAUUCUGUCGGAUUAUUGGCCGAUGUAAAAUUUUUAGACGUUUUUAGAUUUCUGUGUUUAGGUUGUGUAUUCCAUAAAUUUUACGCCUGUCUAUUACCCGUCCCUUUCUUUUUCAACGGAUGAGAAAUUGACAGGUAUAACUUAAAAUUAGAUAGCGUCUGCAGGAAUUAGCACCAAUAUACUAUCGAUGCGGGACAGUUUUAUUUCAGUUGUCGAUAGUCUAAUGUCCCAUCUGGCACUGCCACCAAAAAAUGCUUAUAACUUUUGAACGGUAGACCGACGAAUUGUCAACAAGGAAAUACCUGAAUACUAGCUGAGACAAAUCAAACUAGCCCAAACUCGAUGAGGUUUUUUAAUAGAGAUCCACAGGCAACAGUAUCGUCAAUAUUCUGAUAUUUAUAUAAACGGACAGAAGAAAAAUCAAUUGUUAUUUUAACGUUUUACUUGGAGAUGCAUGUAUUUGUUGCUUACUGUAUACUUUUUUACAUUGUUUUUAGUUAAUAACACACAAACCCUUUAAAGAACAAUGCAUGUUAACAGCCUUAGUGUAUCAUAAUUAUAUAGGCCAGUUGACAUCAGUGUGGUUCUGUGGUAUCACAGAACCAUGCUGCUCAAACGGGGAGCGUCGGUUCAAUCCCUGUUUGCACUUAUGAGUUAAUUAACCCGUUCUUUUUUUUAAUCAAAAUACUGUUAUAUAAUUUAGUAAUUUGGCUGCCUAGCGUCAGUUCCCAGACAUUCUUAUAAAAAGAUAAAAGUAUCGUAUUUAUUAUUUUCAUAUACAUGCAUGUUUUUUUUUAUACGUACCGUGUUAUCACCAGUUUUUGGCUAUAGAUAAUAAUUCCCAUCAUAAGACAAGUAUUUUGAUAAUUCUGACAUAGCAUGAAACUUAGGUUAAACAUAAGCUACUGAAAGUACACAUAUUUUAUUAGAUUGUAAUUCUAGUGGGUUGGUCGCAGGGUAUCUAAGUAGCAAUAUGAGUACCUACAUUGAAGACUAUCGCAAAGCGAUUAGAUAUCAUUUUACCUAGAUCUUAUAAUUGAACUCAUCCCGUAAUGUGCCCUUUUCACGAAUGUUCCCGAAGUUAUAAAAACUAAAACAGUAAGGACACUUACUACUUUCUUUUUUAUAAAUAUAGUACAUACAUACAUAAACUCAUGCCUGUUUCCCACCGGGGUAAGCAGAGACUAUAGAAUUCCAUUUGCUUCGAUCCUGACACACUUCUCUUGCUUCAUCUAGAAUAAAGUUACAAUUUUUCAAGUUGUUCUUUCUUGUACUCUGGUUUUAUCUCCCUAAAGGUUAGGUUAUAAAGCUGUAUUUACUUAAGUUUUACGCCUAUUUACUGCUAGGGACGUUCCCAAACUGGGAUCACUAGCGAGUGGAAUUCUUUACCGUCUUCUGUAUUUCCGAAUGCAUAUAACCCGGGUGCUUUCAAAGCCAGAGUGAACAGGCACUUUCUGGGCAGGCUCCAUCUUAGGCCUCGUCAAUGCCUUCGGGCAAGUCUGGGGCUAAGAACAAACCCAUCAAAGUUUGAAAAAUAAAAAAAUACUACUUAGUACUUUGUCUAUAUUAUAUUUUGUCAUUUUAGGAUGUGGUCAAUAUAUGAUCUAGGCAAAAUGAUAUCUAGUCGCUUUGCGAUAGUCUAGUCAUAAUGCUACCUAGACCAUCUAAGACGAACCCAUGUUAGUUUUUAGUCUAGCUAUAAAUGCAUUGUAAAUAUUUUACAAUAAAACUCAACUUUAUUAUUGGAA
Molecule: messenger RNA, 5375 nt
Organism: Pectinophora gossypiella (pink bollworm)
Lineage: Eukaryota; Metazoa; Arthropoda; Insecta; Lepidoptera; Gelechiidae
Gene: Jasper
Product: PC4 and SFRS1-interacting protein
Exons: 17
Coding region: 126-2501 (791 amino acids)
Biological process (GO): regulation of transcription by RNA polymerase II
Cellular component (GO): nucleus
Molecular function (GO): transcription coregulator activity; double-stranded DNA binding
Source: RefSeq, a predicted model, not a curated record